AUGGGGAGCAGAUCUAGAUAUAUUCCGAUCCGAUCAUCACCGUCUUCGUCUAACAAACGACGGCGACGGAGGACAUCGGAAUCUGACCUGAAUAUUGGGGAAAUUGACAAAAUAAACCUCAUGUGCACAGUCAAUCGUGAAUACAAGGCCAGUAGGUCAACUAAAUCAAAGUUCGUUGUUCGCUGCAUCGACAAUACAUGCAAUUGGAGGGUUGCAGCCCACUCCGUCGGUAAAUCUUCGAUAUUUUGUACAUCAAAGUAUGUAGAUGCACACACCUGCACGAUUGACACUGUGAACCACGACCACAAACAGGCUAGCAGCUGGGUCGUAGCGAAUCUUAUUAAGGAUAGAGUUGCUAGAACCAGUCGUAUUUACAAGAUAAAGCAUAUUAAGGAGGAUGUCCGCGAAGAGUUCCGGGUGAACAUAAGUUAUGACAAGGCCCAUCGAGCACGAGAGUUAGCAUACGCUAUUGUUAGGGGCCGAUCGGAGGACUCCUACAUGCAUCUCCAUGCGUACGGUAAAGCGAUAAAAAUAGAGAAUCCAGGUACUAUUUUCCACAUCGAGACUGAAGGGGAAGUUCAGAGGAGUGCUACUAAUAGGUGCGCCAUGGACGGGAAUAAUCAAAUAUAUCCACUUGCAUUCGCGAUUGUAGACAACGAAAGCGAUGCAUCGUGGAAGUGGUUUAUGAAGAACUUGAAGGACAUGAUCGGACACCCACCAGAACUUGUAUUCAUAUCUGAUCGACAUGAUGCAGCGUAUGCGUAUCGGAAGUCACAGUUCACAUACUACUGGAACCAGAUACUAUCGGUUGGAUCGGGUUCACUUGCCAAAUACUUACAAGAAAUUGGGGUAGAACGGUGGGCCCGAUGCUACCAAGUUGGUAGAAGAUAUGAAAACAUGACGACAAAUAGCGCUGAGUCGGUAAAUGUCCUCCUUCGAGAGGCUAUAGAGUUACCUAUCACUAAGAUUGUCGAGUUCAUCCGCGACUUGCUACAAAGAUGGUUCCACGUAAGAAGGACUCACUGGUCCACCCAAAACACCUCUCAUUCAGACUAUGCAGAAGAGCAACUUGCACUACAGUUUGAGAAGUCUCGUCGCUAUACAGUCAAACCAGUCGACUGGUGCAUGUUUCAUGUUGAGGACGGUGGCUUGGACGGGACGGUUGAUUUGAAUGCCCGUACAUGUACAUGCAUGGAGUUCCAGUACAUGGGCAUUCCAUGUUCGCACGCAAUUGCAGCAGCGAGGCACAAGAAUAUAAAUUGCCACACGUUGAUCGAUCCAUGCUACAGCGUGGACUCCCUAAUUAGUGCCUACGCUGAACCAAUUUUACCGAUAGGCCACAUGUCGGAAUGGAAAAGGCCAGCUAAUUACCAGCAUAUUCCCGUCCAACCACCAGGACUUGUUAAACGUGCAGGCCGGCGUAGAACGCAACAGAUCGCCUCAACCGGUGAGCGUCGUGUUGUCAACAAGUGUUCUCGAUGUCGUACAUCGGGUCACAAUAGACAGACAUGUACUAACCCAAUUACGAUGGCACGAACAUCUGCAUGCAUAUAUGGGGGGACGGUGUAA
Messenger RNA from Momordica charantia (bitter melon), 1569 nucleotides. The record is from RefSeq and is a predicted model, not a curated record. Lineage: Eukaryota; Viridiplantae; Streptophyta; Magnoliopsida; Cucurbitales; Cucurbitaceae.